AUGAAGGAAACUUCACCUAGGGCCCUGGCAGAUCUAAUACGAGACAUAGUAUCGGAGGAAUUAGCAAGGCAUCUUGGAAAAUCUAUUAUUAGAGAGAUACAGACAGAGAAAUAUCCUUGGACCAGGGAGACACCAAGAUCACAGGAACCAGGCAGCAGUGAUCCUAUGGAAUUGCCUUGGAGCAAAGUUGUGGGGAGGAAAGCCAAAAGAGAAACAGGUAUAGCAAGCGGAAGCAAUAGUAAGAAGAAAAUAACAACGUCGGUCAGCACCAGUAAUACAACGAAGAAAAUAGGAGAUAACAGGAGAAUCCCCAAAACAGCAGCGGUUCAGAUAAAUUGUAGAGGAGAGGCAAGUUACGCAGAGACAAUGCGGACCGCUAAAUCUAACGUGGACAUAGACAUAUUAGGAAUUCAGGAAAUUAGACCAAGGAAAACCAGAAUGGGAGCCUUACUCCUGGAAAUACCAGGAGUAGACGCAGUAAAAAAGGCAAAUAUGUUGGCCGAUCGUCUGAAGGAGAUUCUUAAGGAACAGGAGAAUGUUCUUGUCUCUAGACCUGAAAUAACGGCAGAGAUAAGAAUCAGGGACCUAGAAGAAUUUGUAACAAAAGAAGACGUGACACAAGUCAUCUCUAAUAUAGGCAAAUGUUCAGGAGACAUGAUAAAAAUGGGCAAUAUUACUAAAGCUAUUAAUGGAUUAGGAACAAUAUAG
Trachymyrmex cornetzi is the source of this 708-nucleotide messenger RNA. RefSeq lists its product as uncharacterized. The transcript has 2 exons. NCBI's taxonomy places the organism in Eukaryota, Metazoa, Arthropoda, Insecta, Hymenoptera, Formicidae. The record is from RefSeq and is a predicted model, not a curated record. The coding region runs from base 1 to 708 and encodes 235 amino acids.